UGUGAUUGCAUGUCUUCGGUUGCAUGUCAUUGUGCAGCUCUAGUGCGACGUAAAUAAACUACUACUACUACCAUUUUUCUUUCAAUUCAAUCUGGUUCUCAUGCGAUAUUUUAGCGCCGUCUAUAGUUUAUUUUGGUUGACUCAAACACACAAGCUAAAAGCCGAAUUUGCUGAAUAGAUAGCAAUCUCAGCUAAUAUCCAACCCUUUUGCAAUCUGAAGUCGAUUCUCUUUGUUCAUAUAAAAUUGAAAGAUCCGUAAUUUGUAUCAAAUUUCAAUUACUUCAACACUUACAAGUCUAUCAAUCAUCAUGUGUGGGGGCUUCACGUGCUCAAGAAAUGCAUUAAUAAUUUUAAACUUACUUUACGUGGUAGUAUCAUUUACUUUGAUUGGGGUAGCUGCCUACGGAAUUGCUGCGAGUUUUAUCACAAGCUUGACUAUUGUUGGAGGAAUAAUAGCAUGUGGUGUUUUCCUGUUUCUUUUAUCUGUAAUGGGGUUGAUUGGUGCUGCAAGGCAUAGCCAAGUUUUGUUAUUUUUCUAUAUGGUCAUUUUAUUUUUCCUUUUUGUUGCUCAGUUCAGUAUUGCUUGUGCUUGUUUGGCUUUCAAUGAAGAUCAGCAGCAUAAAAUUGCAUCUGAAGGAUGGCGCCAAGCUUCAAUGGGAUUGCGUAAUGAAACACAAUUGUACUUUGAUUGUUGCGGAUUUGAAAAUUCCACUUUGCCUGAUGGAGAUCCAAUGCAGCAAGCAGAUUGUUCAUAUAUACCAUUCUGCCGAGAACAUCCUACAGUUUGUGAAGAUAGCAAAAAUACAUGCUGGAGAAAACUGCAAACUGUGAUCAACAAUGCUGUUAAAAUUAGUGGAGGCAUAGGGCUAUUUUUUAGUUUCUCUGAGUUUAUUGGUGUAUGGCUCACUGUUCGUUAUCGUAACCAGAAAGAUCCACGCUCUAACCCACAUGCCUUUUUGUGAAUCUGUCUAUCUGUGUGAGAUUUUCAGCAUUUGGUUAGUUUAUCGUUAUCGACAGCAAAAAGACCCUAAAAUGGAUCCCACUCUGUUGUUUAUAUAGUUUUAAAUGUUGAAUAAGUUGGUUUUACCAGGGGAAAGUGUAUUAUUUUGUAUUUAUAAAACUACAGUUAUUUGUA
This is a messenger RNA of Parasteatoda tepidariorum (common house spider), 1135 nucleotides long. RefSeq names its product tetraspanin-13. Gene Ontology annotation, cellular component: membrane. NCBI's taxonomy places the organism in Eukaryota, Metazoa, Arthropoda, Arachnida, Araneae, Theridiidae. The record is from RefSeq and is a predicted model, not a curated record.